Messenger RNA from Dinoponera quadriceps, 2411 nucleotides. Its product is annotated as homocysteine S-methyltransferase YbgG-like. Bases 933 to 1952 code for a protein of 339 amino acids. Gene Ontology annotation, biological process: S-methylmethionine cycle. The record is from RefSeq and is a predicted model, not a curated record. Lineage: Eukaryota; Metazoa; Arthropoda; Insecta; Hymenoptera; Formicidae. Gene Ontology annotation, molecular function: S-adenosylmethionine-homocysteine S-methyltransferase activity. The transcript has a single exon.
CUUUUAAGAAGGUACGGAGAAAUCUCGGAAAAAAAAGAAACUAAUGGAUUGGAAAUUGAGUAUAUUUUGUAAGUUUAUGAUUUUUUGCGUUCUCGCAACCAUCACGAAUCUUAUUAUCUUAAUUUAAAGCUUAUUUAUAAGUUUUUAUACAAAUGCGCAAUAAAUAAGAUAACAUGCAUAUGUUUGCUUUUAUUACUUUUAUGUAAAAGAGAAUAUAGUAUUAACUAUAUUCAAAUGACAUACGCAUCGUUUAGAUAAGUAUAAUGCACAUUCUAUUGGAAGAGGAAAAAAAAUUUUCUUUCCAGCUACGGUCGCUCACUUCUACGCACAAAAUUAAUUAGGAGAGCUCAAUAAAGUUAAUCAUCUGUAGGAUAUUGUGGUUGACGAAAGAUGCAUUUGUACAACUUCGUCUCUACUCCAAACCGCUAACACACACCAAUGGGAGGAUUCGUAGACAUCGAUUAAAAUUGUAAUUUUUAUGGUUGCUGAGUAGUGGGAACAAUUGAUUGAGUAUACAAAUUGUCAUUACUUCAUACCGCGACCUCUCUUCUGCUAUUUAACAAAGAGUGGACGAGAUAAUUACAUUUUUACUGUUUUGUCUUUAAUCCUCCCGGGAUAUGACUCAUCUUGAAUUGUUAUGUUAUUACGGAAAAAAAAUUCAUCGGAUCCUUGUUAAAUUCUUCCGUGCGCGCUUCUACGAUCACUUUAAACGCUGCAAGAAAAAAAUGACCAAACAACAGAGAUCAAUAACAGACAAAUAAAAACGUCCUUUAAAUACCCGCCGAUCGCAGAUCGAGUCGCAGUAUCGUUAUUGACUCGAUUGGUUUUAUAAGAAGCGAUGUUCAGGCAUUAGAAUCACGCACCAAAUACGGACAUCCAGACGUCAAGGAGCAGAUUCUCAGCAAUCGCCAGCAAUCGAUAUUACACACAGGAUGGAUAAGUUAAUGGUGUUCGACGGCAACUUCGAGGCUGAACUACGUAACCAUUUGAGCACGACCAAAAACUUGGGGAGACAAUUCGCGGUGAAAGCCCUCGAAUUUGAUCGGCUCGCCGUGUACAAGACCCAUUUGGCAUACCUGCAUGCCGGCGCCCAGAUAAUAAGAACUAACACAAAGCGAGUUAUCAUGAAUUCUCUUAAAAGACGGAAGUACUUCACUACAUUUCAGGAGUCAUCGAUAGACAUAGCGGUGAAGUUGGCCAAACAGGCCAUAACAAAAUAUUACGAGGAAGUGCGAGGUGACAGCGCGUCCGAAGAUUUCUCUAAACACCGUCCUUUAUUGGCUGGCUGCUGCGGCAGUUACAGUGUUUGGAAUUUUUUCAAUAUAUCUGAUAUUCGGAAAAACUUGAAGAACAUGUCGCAAAGUGAGAUGUACUGGUUUCACAAAAUACGUGUAAAGAAGUUAAUGGAAGCCGGUGUCGAUCUGUUGACAUUCGAGUCCAUACCUUGUCACAACGAGGCGAAGGCGAUACGUAGACUGCUAAUGAAUUGUCCAGACGCUCGCGCCUGGAUCACAUUCUUAUGCUCGCAGGAGGGGAAACUAAUAGACGGUAGCAACUUUGCGACAGUAGCUACAGACUUUUACGAUUCCCUGCCCAAUCAAAUCGUCGCGAUUGGUGUCGAAGGCGUUACGUUCGACUCGAUGAAACUAAUGAUGCAAGAUGUCAACGGUAUCAGAGAUAUUAAGAUUCCGUUCGUGUUGUACGUUGAGAAACGUCAUUUUCCUAUCACAGAUGGCAUCGGGGCAUCAUCCAGCGUGGCGCGUAAUUUUGCGGAGGAAUGGAUAAACGAAGGGGUGCGUUAUUUCGGCGGCAGUACUGACAUAGUCGCGGAUAACAUAAAGAAAAUUCGCAAAGAAGUGGAUAAAUACUGCGCCUCUACGGGCAUGGUCUUCACUCCACUAAAGGUGCGCGUAUGCUCCCACCGAGACAAGGACAACCAAUCAAAGCUUUAAUGAUAAUAACAAUCUUAUGAUUUCUGUUUUAAAGCAAGAAAUAUAUUUGUUGCAUAGGUGUUAACAGGCGUGUUGUCUAUUGGAAUUAAAUGUUAGAAUGAUCAAACGCAAGAGUGUAAAUGGCAAAUUAACUGUGUCCAAUGGACGUAUAUGCACGAAUAUCUCAUAAAUAGUGCAAAUACAAUCCAGUUUUUACGUAAUAUCUAAAUUUAGUGUGAGAACUAAAAUAUUUAAGUCUGAUUAUGGAAAUUGUUACAACCGGCAUUAGGAUACUUAAGUCUGAUAUGAUAAGUCUGAUAUGAUCACGUGCAAUUAUAAUCAACACUAAAGUAAGAUAACACAUUAAAGUAAGAUAACACGUAAGAUAAAAGUUGCACGUAAAUUGUUCAUUCGAUUUAUAAUAUGAACAAUACUCGGUCGAUGACACGCCUGCAUUGUUAAUUGUAACGAUAUCUAUAA